Cavia porcellus (domestic guinea pig) is the source of this 8176-nucleotide messenger RNA. RefSeq lists its product as uncharacterized. Lineage: Eukaryota; Metazoa; Chordata; Mammalia; Rodentia; Caviidae. The coding region runs from base 5230 to 6492 and encodes 420 amino acids. The record is from RefSeq and is a predicted model, not a curated record. The transcript is spliced from 2 exons.
CAGACCUAGAUGCCACCAUAUUGUUCCCUUUCUCUCGGGAGACCUCCUUCUUUGUUAUAUCCCCCUCCUGGGAGUGUCGUGGAAUAAAACUUUGCAGAGAGAAGCAAGCCCCCCUGCCUUUUCCUAAUGGGGGAGCUUCACUGGCAGUCUUCUUUAGAGGCUGAGGUCCUCCUUGCCAGAAAUCCUCUCCUCAAAGUCAUCUCAAGGCCUUGGACACCAUAUGGACUCAUGCCUUGUUAGCGACCUGCAGCCAGAGCCCACAGGGAGCAUGCUGUGGCUGAAGAAGUUGGCUUUGCUAUGUGUCGCAAUGAAGGAGAGCACCACGGGGAGUCUGACUACACGGUGUUAGGAAGGACCUUGCUAUGGUGGGUUUGUCCCCCAAAAUUCACUUACUGGAAACUUAAUCCUUAAAGCCCUGCAGUAGACAUUGGAGAUGAGGCCAUGGGAGAUAAUCAGGAGUGGAUGUGAAGUUAUGAGGUUGACUUUUAUGAUCAUUUUAGUAGUGUUACCAGAAGGAGAUGGAAGAGAAACACAGGAUAGCAGGGCUAGCAUGCUUUAUCUUUCUCACUGUGUGAUGCUCUCUGUGGUGCCACCACCCUUGCCAGAUGCUGCCCAGAUGUGGGUGCUAUGCUCUAAUAUCACAACCCUUUUUAUUUAUAAAUUACCCCAUCUGUGGUACUCAGUGAUAGCAACAGAGAAGUGACUCAGGCAGGAUUUUGAUUUGGGUUUGGAAAUUUGGAGGAGGGAUUGGAUGUUUUCAAGAUGCAGGUUGGGUGCUUUGGGGAGGCAAGUGGAUUCUAUGGUGGGUGUCUUAAGCAGCCUUCUGUGCAUGGGGAGGGAUGAAUAAAGCUGUGACUGUCACCGGUGAAGGGGCAGCAGCUGCUGCACACUGUAGAGGCCAUGUGGGCAUUUUUGUGCUUCAGACUGUGUUCCUAUUUCUGUCACACUCGGACGUGAUGAUGGAAUCUUCUUUUUGCUUUGAUUCACCACAGUCGGUCUGGUAUUGCUGUUCUGUAAAAUUGUUAGUUCAGCAAGGCCCAGCCUCGAGUGCCCGUGCCAGCUCCUAGCAGCUCCGCAUCCUGGUUAUGGAGCUAGGUUAAUUCUUGGCUCUCAGGGCCUGUUUUCCUUCUUCUCAAUCGUACACUUUUAUUUAGCUGUGUUGAUUAUUAAAACAAGGAAAUGCUUUUCGUUGUUGGUUUGAGACACGGAUCUCACUAUGUAGUCCAGGCUGGCCUUGAGUUUGCAGCAAUCCUGGCUCAGCCUGAGUAGGAAAUACUUCUUUACGGCUCAGUAGCUAAUCAUUCCCAUGAGCUUUCUGAGGGAUUUGUCACAGCCCUGGCCCAGCACCCCUACUUAACGGGUCACUCCGGCUGAGGCGGAAGUGUGUGUCCUGAUGGGUGUGCAGCUGUGCGGGACGUGCUAGCAUUCCUGGGCGUCACUCCAGUUUUGAGAUGGCAGCCCCUCGCCUCUGGCAGCAGUGAGAGCAGACAAACGGAGGAAAGGUAAGAGAAAAGUGAGAAACAACAGGUGAAAGAGAAUGAAAUAAGUGAGGGAGAAGUUAGGAACGGUGAAAAGACAACUACAAAACGACGCAGAAGUAAAUCCUGAAAAGUGAGUCUCACAGCAGGUUAAAAAAAGCACUAGGUUGCUGAAAAAGUCAUGCUUUGACCUUAUUGUUAUAUUGUUAUGUCCUGUUUUAUCUCAAUCUCUCCCUUAUUCAUUAAAAAAGUUAUUUAGUUAUUUUUUAUGGUUUUUUUUAAUUAAGGGGAAAAAUUUAAAAAAUUAGCAGGAUAUAUAAUAGUAACUCUUUUUGAUUUCCUAUUAACUUGUUUUGAAGUCCUGUAAUACUCCCACGAUCUUGUUUUGACUGAUUAGACUCUGUUCCAUUCUGUGCGAUAGUAUCAAGUUUGAGGCUAUAGGCAACUACUUUGAAGGCAAUAAGAUUCACUAAGAUGCCCAUUCUGGUUUGACUAUUGUCUCCUUUGGAAGUCCUGUAAUGUUUACAAUGCCUAAGUUUUAUUGGUCUUGUUCUCUACUGUUCAACUUUAUAAUAUCUAAUGAGAUACACAAUUCUUUUUAAGGAAACAAGAGACAUUGUUGAUAACCAUUGUUGAUAACCUUGUACUCUGUUUUACAUCAUGUGCUAUGUUUAUCCUUGGUUUUCACUGACAGCUUUGUUUUGCCAUAUUUGACUUUAUUCUCUCCCAAAAAAAAGUAAUAAGAACUAAGGAGUAAUAAAACCCAAAAUGUGUAAAUUUUGUUGUAAAAAAGAGAGGGAAAAAAAGUGCUCUAAAGGAUACAACAGCAAGUGUAUUUAGGGGUGAUAAAUAGCUGACCAUAUUAAUGUUUUUGGUUGGAUCACUGAACACAAGAUCAUUGAACACAACUGUUUGCAGUCUCACUGUUUGAGUGUCCACUUUGUAUGCUUUGAUACUGUGACUUGAGCAACUAUCUCUAAGAUGAUAAUAUGUAAUCUAUUAACUGGUGAUUUCUUACUGUUUUUUUUUUUUUUGUAGUUCUGUAUUACUUGCACCCUAACACCGCUUUGUUUUGUUUUUGUUUUUUCUCUUUUUCCUUUUAAAUAAAAUUUAAAAAAAAACUGGAACAGAAGAAGGUGGCACUGGAGAACAGGAGGAGCAGAGGAAGAUCCAGGCCAAAGCUUUCCACAGGUCUUUCAUGUUAUUCUGCAGUUCUCUUAUGUUGAAUAGGUCUCAAAAUGAAUUUGCCACCAGCUGGAGCUUGGGAUACAAUCGUUUUAUUCCAUAGAAGUUUGGGUUGCAGUUGGGUCACAUUGGAUGAGCUUUCCUCUGUAAGAACAGCAGGAAAGGGAGCUCAAUAUGGCACCUGUGGCACAGGGCUGUGGAAGCUGCUUAAAACCUGCACCCCUAUAGCAGAAGAUGCCCCCCCCCAGGCCCGUAUACUUCAGUUCGUUAAUUUCCCAGGUGACAGUUCCAGUUCCUCUUACUUUUGUUUCUUAGCAACAGCUGGUCACUGUGAUGCACAGCUGGUCACUAGGAUGCAUAUUGUAAGAUCCAGUCCCCAAUUGACAAGCCUCUGUACUUCCUGCUUGCUUACCUCAGAUAAGCCUCAGACCUCUAGAGAUAAGGGCCUGAUAUUCUGGGAAUGAUCCGGAUCAGUGCUCAUUGACGUAAAAUAAAUCUGCCUCCAAAUCCUGAGGGUUAUUUCUGUGUUUCUGCUUCUGUUACACCCCAGCAUCCUCCCUGCUUUGAGCUCUGUCUGCAUCCAGGAGUCACCACUUUCACAGGUUCCUGUUUAGAUAUGAAAAUCUCCACUGACUGUGAGUUAGGAUGAAGAGCAGCACGGGUUUCCCUGCCUUGUCUCUGAGAAAAGGCAGUGCAAACAUAAGCCAGGAGGAGCUGUGCUGCAGACCUUGAGUAACUACCCCGUGGGGUGAGGAAGGAACCACAGCCUUUCUUCUCCUGUGGGAGGAGCACAGACCACUGGCUCAGACCCUGGGUAUACGGAGGGGCACGUGUGAGAUUCUUUCUCUUGGAAAUCCUGGUUCUUUGUUUUUUUUUUUUUUUUUUUUGGUCUUUUUCCUUUUUAUCGGUACCGGUAUUGAACUCACGACUGCCUGCUUGCAAAGCAUGCGCUUAUGCCGCUGAGCUAAAUCCCCAGCCCCCAUCCUGGUUCUUUGAAUAAUUACCAUUUCUGUGAACAUCACUGGACAGGAGAUGAGAGGACAGUGCGAGGCAAAGGGAGGCUCGUGCUGCCGGAUGGAGGCUGGGUCCCAGUCCCAGAGCCCGGAUGGCCAGAGGUGCACUGCAGCUGAUCCUGGAGAUUGAACUUAGAGCCUCAUGGGUUCCAGGAAAGUGCUAUAUGGCUGUACUGCAUCGCCAGCCUUUUAAAAUUUUGAGAUAGGUAGGGAAACAGUACUUUUCACAGCAGCAUCCAAAAAAUGAAAUACCUAGGAAUCAAUCUAAUGAAGCAUGUAAAAGACACCUACAUUGAAAACUAUACUACUCUGAAAAAAGGGAUUGAAGUGGGUAUCAGAACAUGAAAAGACAUCCCCUGCUCAGUUAGGAAGAAUUAACGUAGUGAAAAUGGCCAUACUUACAAAGUGGUUAUACAAAUUUAAUGCCAUUCCAAUAAAAAUUCUAGCAGCAUAACUCACAGAAUUAGAGAAAAUAUUCCUAAAAUUCAUUUGGAACCAGAAGAGACCUUGAAUAGCAAAGGCAAUACUGGGAAACCAGGACAAGGAAGGGGGCAUCACAAUCCCUAAUUUGAAAUUAUACUACAGAGCUACUGUGAUAAAAACAACAUGGCAUUGGUAAAAACAAACAAACAAACAAAUAAAAAACCUCAGAAAAAAAACAAACCUAAGGAUCAAUGGAGCAGAUUAAAAGAUGGAAAAACAAUUCCAAAUAUACUUAGCCACCGUAUCUUUGACAAAGUUACCAAACACAUUCACUAGAAGAAAGAUAGCUUCUUUAAUAAAUGGUGCUGGAAAAACUGGCUUUUCACCUACUAAAGAUUAAAUCUGAACCCAUAUCUUUUACCAUGUGCUAAACUAAAGUCAAAAUGGAUCAAAGAUCUAAGUAUUAAAACAGAAACACUAAAUCUACAAGAAGCUAUCUUGGUAAAAGUCUUGAAGACAUUGGUGUAGGGAAAGAUUUUAUGACUAAAACUGCAAUCACACUGGAAUUGUCACAAAGAAUCAACAACUGGGGUGCCAUUUCAUUAAACAGCUUUUGCACAGCAAGAGAAAUCACCAACAGGGUGAAAAGACAAUCUACAGUGUGGGAAAAGUGCUUGCAAGCUGUUCCACAGACAAAGAAUAACUAAUGAGAACAUAUAAAGAACUAAAAAGAAAUCAGUGUCAUGGUUUACGUUUGUGUCCCCCAGGCCUCAUGAGUUUGCACUGUUCAUUUGUGAUGGUUCAUUGUAUAGUGCUUGGAUUAAUGGUGUUAGUGCUCCACCCACAUAGGGGUGAAGCCAGGAUGUGAUGUAAUGGCAGGAAGUAGGUGUGUUUUUCUCUUUGCUGGUUUAAGCUUGCUGUCAGCAGUCGCCAUGAAAUGCAGCCCAGCCAUGCCCGCCUGCCUUGGAGCCAACUGAGUGUGGACUGAAACCUCCAAAAACUGUAAGAAAUAAACCUUUCCUUUCCCAGCUUUGGGCUUCAGGUAUUUUUGUCUCAGCGAUGAGCAUAAAGUAACUAAGACAGAAAUUUGGUACCAAGAGUGGGUUCCUUUGCUGUGAUUAUACCUGGCCAUGUUUUUCAAGAGGCUUUGGAAAUGGCUUGUGGGCGGAGUUUGGAAAGGUUUGGACAUGUCACCUGGAUGCAUAGAGCUGGAGCAGCUUAGGCUGGUCUGUAGAAUACAUUCUGGUCAGAGCUCAGGAGACCUGAAAGCUGAUAGAAAGCCUGAUGGUAAAGACCAGGCUUGGGAGGUUUCUGCUGGGAAAGACUGCAUUGGUCAUUGGACUCCACAUGAUGUGUGUUAUGGCUUAGCAGAAAGUUUGUCUUCAUUUUGUUCCUGCCCAGAGACUUUGCCUAAGACUGAGACAAAGGGCAAUGGACUGAUUAAUCUUGAAAAAGAAAUUAAAAAGCAACCAAAUGUUGUGGCUGUGGCAUGGCUAUUGGUGGCUUUUAGCGAGCUUUAUGUUUUGAAUCAAGAGCAAAGAGCCCAGCAGGAUAAUUUCCAAUACUGUGAAUUUGGCCCGAAGGAAGAUUCCAGGAAGGGUGUGGAUUGUAAAGACAGAGUUGAGAUUUUGAUUCCUGAGGAGAAACAGAGAGAUAAGAAAGAUGGCCCCGGGGCAUCCAAGGAAGCAGGUCCUUGCCCUGUGCAGCCUCAUAGCAAAGAUGAAAAAUUUUGCUCAGAGGAAAAAGCUGCAGAGUGCCAUGCUCCAGAAUGGCGACAGAGGCCACGUGAGGUUCCAGAAUGGCAGCAACACAGAGAAGCUUUUCAUCACAAUCAGGUAAACAGAGCCCUGCAAUCCAGGCAACUGACCCCUACAGCCAAGAGAGAGAAAAGCCUGACUGCCGCUUCAGCUAGCAGCAAACCUUGGCAGCAUCCACAACAUGCUGAUUUUAGGUGCAAGGAAAAUGCACAAAUUCUGAGGGUAAGAAGGCUUCCACCUCGAUUGCAAAGGGCCCAGCUGGCCAUGCAGUGUGCCCCUGAGAGGGCAAUUUGUGAAGAUGUAAGGGUGAAGCUGAAGGUGCAGUGGAGACCCCAGAAGUUUGGAAAAACCAGGGACGUGGAUGAUCCAAGGAAAGCUGCAAAAAGCAAGCAGAGAGGAUUUAAGAGAAAAGCUGCAGGAGUUGAAAUCCCUGGAAGUGCCCUGGGGGUGGAAUCACCCAAGGCUUUUGGAACUUGCAACCAGAUUGCUUCAGAUGCUGAGUGUAGAACUCUAGGACUUAAUGUUUGCCCUGCUGGAUGUUGGAAUUGCUUUGUUUCAAAUGCUUUCUAUUCUCCUGUUUGUAACUUUUGGAAUGGUAAUGUUUAUCUUGUGCCUUUGCAUUUCAGAAAUGUUUAACCUUGUUUCUUUUGUACAGGGCUUACAGUUAAGAGUUUGCCAUAGAUCUUGGAGGAGACUUGGGAUUUGGACUUUUCAGCAAUGUUGAAGCUCUUAGGACUUUGGCAACUCUUGGAGGUGGACUAAAUGUCUUUUGUAUAAAGGAUGUACAUGAGUCCUGGGGGCCAGGGGUGGAAUGUCAUGGUUUAUGUCUGUGUCCCCCAAAGCCUCAUGAGUUUGCAUUGUUCAUUUGUGAUGGUUCAUUGUAUAGUGCUUGGAUUAAUGGUGUCAGUGCUCCACCCACAUAGGGGUGAAGCCAGGAUGUGAUGUAAUGGCAGGAAGUAGGUGUGUUUUUCUCUUUGCUGGUUUGAGCUUGCUGUCAGCAGUCGCCAUGAAAUGCAGCCCAGCCAUGCCCGCCUGCCUUGGAGCCAACUGAGUGUGGACUGAAACCUUCAAAAACUGUAAGAAAUAAACCUUUCCUUUCCCAGCUUUGGGCUUCAGGUAUUUUUGUCUCAGCCAUGAGCAUAAAGUAACUAAGACAAUCAGAUUUCCCCAAAUUUAAAGAUUAAAUUAAAAAAUGGGCAUCUGAGAUGAUUACACACUUCUCAGAUGAAGAAACAGAAAUAAAAAAUAAACAUAUGAAAAAAUGUUUAACAUUACUCGUCAUUCAAGAGAUGCAAAUUAGAGCAAAGCUGAAAUUCCACCUCACUCCAGAAAGAAUGGCUAUUAUCAAGAAAGCAACCAAUAACAAAUGCUGGCAGGGCUGCAGGGGAAAAAGGAACACUUCUCUGCUAUUGAUGGGAGUGCAGAAUGGUGCAACCACUGUGGAAAUCAGUGUGGAGAUUCCUUAGUAAACUAGAACUAGAUGUUGCAUUUGACCCAGCCAUUUCCCUCCUCGGUAUCUUCACUAAAGAUGUUAUAUGUACACCUAUAUUUAUAGUGGUACAGUUUGUAAUAACCAUAUAUGGAAACAAUUGAAGUGCCCAUCAAUUGGUGAAUGAGUAAAGAUAGGGUUUUUUAAAAAUAUAAUGGAGUAGUACUCAGCCAUAAAGAAGACAUAUGCUCAAGACAUAUCUAAGAAAGUGGAUGCAUCUUGAGACCAUAUUAUUAUGUGAAAUAAAUUGGACACAUGUGUGUAAAUACUAUGUUGUUUCUGUGAUGUGAGAAAUCUAAAGUGUAAAUAAAGACCAAAAUGUGUAAUAGAUAUUGUGAAUAGGAAGAAAAUGUUCACAUGGGGAGGAGAAUGAGGGAAAAGGGAGGGGAAAGGAAAGAAGAGAUAAGUAAAAAGAACGAGACAAUAAGGAAAACAUAGCAGUAAUGUUCUUAUAAAUGGGAGGGGUUGAAGGGAGGUAGGAGAGUGGGAAAAAGGUUAUAUCAUGUACAGGUACAAAUUCUGUGAUGAAUGUGAUCAUUAUGUAUAUCUAAAAUAUAUCAAUAAAAUGUAUUUAAAAAUAGAUAAAUAAAAUUUUGAGAUGGGGUCUCAAGUUGCCCAGGUUACCUCAAUUGCUCAGGUAGGCCUUAAACAUACAAUCCUCCUGCCUCAGCGUCCUGAGUAGCUGAGCUUACAAACAUGUGCCACUCUGUUCUAGAUAUGCUCCUGUCCUGUAUGAUGCUGUAUCUUAUGACGUGAUAAAGCCAAGGGGCCCUGGGCAGAGCUUUCAGCCUUUAAAAACUGAGCUGAAUAAAUAAGUGCCUUUUAAAAUGA